GGACUCUGGUAGUGUUGGGUUGUGUGGUGCACGCGAGUGUUGUACGAGCCUUUGGUCGCCGGGGAUUGACACAAUAGGAGAAAUAUUUCGGCCUCAAAUGAAUAACCAAUCAGUCAUAAUAAACGAACUAUCACAAUCUCCAGUGUCUAUCAGUGAUGAUAAUCAGGUUGAUCUGAGGCAGGAUACUAUGAGAGAAUGAAUCCAAUGAGUAAUCGGAUUGAGACUGAAAUUCAAUUUCCAGUUUAUAGUUCGUGUUGAAUGUGGACAAAUGUGAUCAUGCAUUCAUCUAUUAUACCAAUAGGUCCGCAAUAAUCAAGAUUUAAAUUCUCUGCAUUAUUCUCUGAUUCCAAAGGUCCCCUCAACAAUAACAGUACUUUAGCACUCGAUUGUCCGACACUCUCAUGGAUUUUGGUUGAGGAUAGAAUACAAAUCAAUGCAAAAAUUAAUUAAAACAUUAACUUGGACAUAAAAGAAAAAAAAAAUUAUAAUAUCGUAAAAUAAUCAGAGUUCCAUCACAAAUCAGAUUACCCAGAGAGAGAAAAAAGAAAAUACAUUCAAGAGACAAGUGAUCUCGUGCAAUGCCGAGAUGCUGCAAUGAUAAUAAAGCAGUGAGCCCGGUGAGCACCAAUAAAAAACGUACUGAAGAUAUUGUGCUCACGCCCAGUCGUUUUCCCAUUGGUAAUCCUUUGGAAUUUGAUAUUAAUAAUCGUCCACUGCUGGAAAAAUCCCACAGGAGAUUACGUUGUGAUCUCAGUCCAGUUCCAACUAAUUCAAACGGAAGUCUCAGCAUCAAGUUCCUUGGCUUGAAGGCUGAUAAAGGUCACCGCCAAGAUCAUCAGGUGAGCUCAGGUGGUGGAAGCUGCAGAGGCCGAGAAAAAGAACCAAAAAAACGUGCAGCUAUAGGCAACGCAGUGCGAGGACUCUUUCCCUCUGGCCACACCAGACAGGACAGGUAUGAGACAACAAAACAGCGUGCGUCGGGGGGAACAGGGGGUGUGGGUCUGUCCGGCUUAUGCCCAAAACUCCUGGCCAGUAGUAACGUCAGCACCGAUACCGAUACCCAGAGCGGCAUUACCUUGGGGGUGGGCCACAUAGCCAAUACUGACCCGACAAAUAGUUGCGGCGUCAUUACAACCCAGCGUAAUCACCGUCGCCAGCGCAAAAUCGGCAUAAUAAAUCCGUCAGGAAGUGGUGGUACUGGUGACAGUAAGAAUUCAAAUCGUAAUUCAAAUAAAAAACAAUUAAGAAGAGAGACUGUGGAGUCCACGUUAAUUACAAAUGGUUUGGCGUCAUCAAAAAAACAAUCUCCAUUGGUGAAUCAGGAUCAAACAAGUGAUACCGGUUGUAGCGAUGUGGAAGAGGUAUCAUCAACUAGUGAAGCUAUGUCCAGAAUACCCAGUUUCAGUUCAACACCGCCCACGCCAAUUGAUCUAGUUAAAUCUAGAAAAGUAAGUACUGAAGAGGAAACUGUGGAUAGAGUAUCCCCAAUGGACUCGGAUUCACGAUUGAUUGAUGAGAAUCUAAUAAGAAAAUCAAACUCCUCCCAAGAGCGACAUUCAGACACCCUGGAAUGUACCAAAACGUCGACUCCAGUUCGAAAAAUUUCCUUCAAAACACUCGAUGGCGACAAUAAACGCUCGAAAACAAUUUCGAAUUACUCUCGAUCAAUGGACACCGAUAAACAGCCGUCAUCCAUUACAAAACAAGAAACAAAAAUCAAGAAUGAGACUAAAGAGAAACGAAAAACCUCCGUAGAUACAACAUCGCAGAUUCCAAAGCGAAAGAUUUCGAGUGAAGCGACAGAAACUGAUUCAUCAAAAAAAUCCUUAUCAUCGUCAUCGAGAAACGACGAUCAAGUCAAUGAUGGAACUGAAAAAUUCAAAUUUUCAACGAUGAAGAACAUGAGAUUUAUGAUGGCUGAUGUAACGGGUGAAUCAGCGAUGACUGGAAAAGAAGAAGAGGCGAAAGAUAUUUCCUCUAUUGAUGUUACAUCAAUUGACGUGGAGGAAACAGUGACAAUAUACGAGGAUGACAAUGGUACGAGUAUAAGUGAUAUUGUAGCAGCUCAAGCACUUCGAGAAUCCUUGAGUAAACUUGGUAAAGUUCCUCCACUCGAUACUGAACAAGAAUCAGAAUUAGAACUUCCUCAAGUAUCAAAAUCCAUCGAUCCCAUAAUGAAUACAAGAAAAACUGAAUCGGAAAUUAUUCACAAUGAUCAGAAGGAUACAUCUGUCCAGGAAGAGACUGUUGAGGGAUUCAUAGGUCCACUAUUAGACGAAAAUUUUAAGGCUGAUGCCACUAAAUUGACUCAAGAGACAAUGACCAUGGAGGAUGUAAGGAAUUUAAUGAUGAAAGUUAAGGUGCAGACUGUUGAAGACGAUGGUGAUGACGAAAAGGCAAUUGGUAUCUCUCCAGACGAGAGAUUCUUAAAAUUUGAGGAAGAAAUUGGUCGAGGAAGUUUCAAGACUGUUUAUCGUGGUCUGGAUACUCAGACUGGAGUUGCUGUAGCCUGGUGUGAACUUCAGGAGAAAAAACUUAAUAAAACAGAGCGAUUGAGAUUUCGAGAAGAGGCAGAGAUGUUAAAGGGACUUCAGCAUCCCAAUAUCGUACGCUUCUAUGACUACUGGGAAGUCACUCUAACUCGUAGAAAAUACAUUGUUCUUGUGACUGAGUUAAUGACGUCAGGUACUCUCAAAACAUACCUUAGGCGCUUUAAAAAAUUGAGCCCCAAAGUCGUUAAAUCAUGGUGUCGACAAAUAUUAAAAGGUCUAGCUUUUCUUCACUCUCGAUCACCUCCAAUAAUCCACCGAGACCUCAAAUGCGACAACAUCUUCAUCACAGGACCAACUGGUCAUGUAAAAAUCGGUGACUUAGGCUUGGCAACAUUGAAAAACCGUAGCUUUGCGAAGAGUGUAAUAGGAACACCCGAAUUCAUGGCACCGGAGAUGUACGAGGAACACUAUGACGAGUCAGUGGACGUUUAUGCCUUUGGCAUGUGCAUGUUGGAGAUGGCAACGAGUGAAUAUCCAUACUCGGAGUGUACUGGACCAGCUCAAAUCUAUAAACGUGUAGUCUCUGGUGUGAAACCUCUCUCUUACGACAAAGUAGAGAAUCCCGAGGUUCGUGAGAUUAUAGAAAUGUGCAUAAGACUAAAGAAAGAAGAGAGGCCACUUGUCAAGGAUUUAUUGAACCACGAAUUUUUCGCUGAGGACGUUGGACUGAAAUUGGAAAUGGUAUCACGUGAUACUGCAGUUGCUGAUACCGAAUUAUCACGCGUUGAGUUUAGAUUACGUGUUUUGGAUCCAAAGAAACGUAGUAAUAAGCAUAAAGAGAAUGAAGCCAUUCAAUUUGACUUUGAUAUUCAAUCCGAUAAUGCUGAGGAAGUAGCACUUGAGAUGGCUAAAUCAAGUUUGAUACUUGAAGAAGAUGCGAAGGUUGUAACGAAGAUGUUGAAAUCACAAAUUGCUGGAUUACUUCGUGAUCGUGAAGAUAGAAAAUCCAAGGAGGAGAAGGAACGUCUGGACAGAGAAGCUGUUGUAGAUAAUCCCCCUAAUUUAUUGCAACAGGUGCAGGUGCAGCAGAUACAACCUCAACAGCAGAUGCAACAGCAGAAUCAACCGCAGCAACAGUCACAGCAGUCUUCACAGUCGCAGCUGCAAUCUCAAUUGCAACCACAGCUGCAGGUACAGCAACAGACUCAGCAGAUUCAGCCACAACAGCAGCAGCAGCAGCAGCAGCAUCACCACCAUCAUCACCACCAACAACAGCAUCAUCAACAGCAACAACAGCAGCAGCAACAGCAGCAGCAGCAGCUGAGUAUGCAAAUGCAAGGACAUAUUCAGAUGCAACCCCAGAUCCAAGCAUCAAUGCAGUCUCAGAUUCCCCAACAACCUCAGACAAUUCCUGCAAACACUCAGCAGAGCAUGCAACAAUCGUUGCAACAGAAUAUGCAACCACAGCAGGUGCAGAUGGUUCAGCAGCAGGCAAUGAUGACACAACAGACAACAGCCGUUGUACAGCCUCAACAAGCUCAGCAAAUGGCGCAAGUUGGUGCAGGAAGUCAGCCUCAGGUAUAUCAACAAAUUCAGUAUCCAACACAGGGCCAACAACCGCCACAGUACACCCAGCAGAUUGCCCAGGCGUUGAGUGCAAAUACAUCUCAGUGCUCAACACCACAGACUAUUCAGGGACCACCUCAAUUCCCUCAGAUCAUUCAAACUGGUGUUUCACAGCAGGCACAUGUCCAGCAGCAACAGCAGUAUGUACAAAUUAAUCAGAUGUCUGUACAGCAGCCGGGACAGGUACAAUCUCAGAUACAGUUGAAUCAACCUCAACAGCAGGUUCAGCAGGUUCAGCAGGUACAACAGGUUCAGCAGGUUCAACAGGUUCAGCAGGUUCAACAAGUUCAGCAAAUUCUUCAGCAAGGUCAAACUCACAUGCAGUACGCACAGGGACAGAUGCAACAACCACAAUUAUCUCAUCAAAUAAUAUCGAAUCAGAUGAAUCCAACGCCAAUACAGGUACAGCAGCAGUACUAUCAGCAAGGUGCUACUAUUUAUCAACAGAAUAUUCAACAGCAAGUGUAUCAUUAUCCCAGCAAUUCCAACGCUCCGACUCACUGCAAUACCAAUCAAUCGACGUCUCAAACGUAUGUGCAAGUAUCGAACACUCCUGUGCACGUGACACCGUCCCAGGGAUUUGUUCAAACCAGUCAGUCUCAGCCUCUUGGUCUGACCAGUGUUCAGAACAAUCAGGCAACUGGACAAUUAUCUAAUACCGUGCAGAACCAAAAUAUUACCACCGGACAGGCACAAGUGAUGAUGCAAAUGCAGUAUACACAGGCUAAUCAAAUUCAAGGGAGUAAUCCUAACAUAAUUCCUACACAGCAGAGUAUUCAACCUCAACAGGCUCAAAUACAAUCACACAUGCAGACUCAAGUUCAGGCGCAGUCUCAGGUCCAAGCUCAAGUCCAACAACAAGUUCAAUCUCAAUCCCAAAUUCAGCUUCAGGAAGCUAUUAAAAUGACUUCCUCCCAGGGUUCAUUGACAAAACAAGAUACAAUGGAAUCUGUUACUUCUUUGACGUUUGAUGGAUCGCAAAAUCUUCAGCAGGAGCAAUCAGGAUCUUCAGCCCCAUACGACAAUCAAUCUGAGAACUCGGAGAGUGUUGCUGCACCAGAGAGAAGUAGAGUCAAACGAUCAGGCACUAAAAGGAAGAAACCGGGAAUUAAGUUGACGGUUUUAUCGGUGAGCAAUGCAGAGAGCCAGUCCAUGACUGUUGAAUGCCAGUUGGAUACUAGUAAACAGAAAACUGUUACGUUCAAGUUUGAUAGAGAUGAUAUGGUGCCAUUGGAUAUUGCUAAUAAAUUGAUUGCUGAGAAUUUGUUGCCUCAGACACAGUGUGAGACGUUUACGGAGCUGAUUGAGGACAUUGUGAAGCAAUUGAGAUUGGAUCCUUCUAGGAGCUUGCCUCUGGUGGCUCACGGACCCCCGGAUCAAUCAGCUGGUGGCAGUCCAGUGACCAGUCGGAGACCUAGAGAUAGAGAUCACAGUCUCGACCCAUCGAAGCAGGUCAGACAUGGUUCACUGACUCGUCAGAGCAGCCAUCGAUCUUCCUACAAAGCUCAUCGUAGGCAUCGAUCGAGAGACGAGACCUCGAACUCAGCUUCUUCAAAGAUCCUUCCAAUCGAUCAAAUAAUGUCGCAAAUAGGAUCGACACAAGUGGAUAAAACUCCAGCAAGUGUGACAUCUUGUGAAGGUCCAAAUACCACUGAAAAUAGUACUUCAGAGGAAAUUUCUCGACGUUCAUCUACGUCAACCCAAAAUACAGAUACACUCACCCCAGUGAACGUUCCCAGUGAUUCCAACGAGAACUACGAGAGCGUGGGGUCUGAGGAGACACUUCUAGAACCCAACAACAGUUCACUGGAGGAUACUGGCGAGAUCAUCACAAGGCCCAUGCUCCCCGUCACUGUAGACCAAUCUCCAACAGCAAAAAAAUCUGGAGAAGAUGCCGCUCGUGAAAUGAAUCCACCCAUAACAUUGUCAACACUUCCUGAUGAUUCCCAGGAGUUUACAUCAGAAGUUCCUGAAGAAUUACUCUCAACAUCAGAACCUAAAUCGAAAAUUCUACCCAUGAGAAAAAUUUCCAGGUUUCUGGUGAGUCCAGUGGCUGAACAGAAGACAAUAUCUGGGGAUUUGGAGAACGUAACCGUCCAUGAAAAAAUUGCAACACCAGUCCAAUCAAUAUUACUCCCACCCGUCGACAACAUUCAGCAUAUUCAAAAACACGAGGUGGAUGUAAAAUCAAUGGAGAUACGAUCUGGAGGUACUGAAUUUAUUCAUCAAGACUCAGUGAAUAAUCAACAGAUUAAUCAAUUAAAAUCAAUGCAACAGCUUAAUCAGUUGUCAACUAAAACUGCAGUUGUUACGCAAACAAAACAAGAAACUGUAAUGGUUGUUCAAACCACAAAUUUAUCUCAGAACCCGCAGCUAAUUCAAAAUAUCCAGAACGUUCAGAAUGUCCAGUAUCAUCAAAAUAAUGGAGUUGUGCAGCAAAAUACUGGAAUUAUCCACCAAACUGGAAUCCAAACAAAUGACAGUGUUCCACAUAUUCAGAAUGUUUCGAGUAAACAAUAUCAAACAGAAAUAUCACAUACAAUUCAACAAGUGACUCAACCAGAUCAAGUGGUUCAGCAAAAUCAAGUGCAUCAGAUAAACCAAAUGAUAGACAUUAAUCAAAUGCAAAUGCAGCCUCAAAUAUCUCAGAAUAUCCCUCAGCACAUGAUUCAUGAUCAGAAUCAGACGAGUCAGCAUCAGCAGCAAAUGCAACAACAUUUCGUUCAAUCCAUUCCCCAGCAGAUGCAACCUCCACAGCAGAGUCAACCCGUUCAACAACAAUACGUCAUUCUUUCGGGUCCUAUGGGUCAAAUUCAAGGUAAUAAUGUUGAAGACUGGAGCAGAAGGGCUUCAAAUAUAUCCACAGACUCCCAAGGGAAUGUAGAAAUCAAUCCUCUUUCGAAUCCACCAAUAUCUCAUCCACAAAAUGAUCAAUCGACUCCAUUGUCUCACGAGCAUCAUUACCAGAAUCUCCAUCAGAACUUCCCUCAGACGAUGCAGCCAACACUGCAGGAUACUCCGAAAAUUAAAGCAAAAGAGGUGUCAUCAACUCUACCAGAUCUUGCUCAGAACCUUGCUAAUAUUUUAUCGAAUCCAAAAACAAAGUCAACCACUCCACACAAUGCUACACCUCACGAUCCGUCAAACAUUAUUAAUCAACCGACAACGUUGUCUACUCUACAUUCAGAGCAAUACUUCCAACCAAUUCAACCUGAAGUACCUCAACAACUUCUCACGCAAGUACAACAGCAAAAUUUUCAAAUUCAACAUCAAAAUUUCCAAACUAUUAAUCAUGGUCAAAUGCAAAUACAUACGAUUCAGCAGCAAACGCAUUCUCAGCAGAGUGAUAUAAAUAAUAUGCAGCAGCUGAAUCAUCUCCAGCAACAGCAGCACCAAUCCCAAACAUUGCUCCAACCUGUGGUUCAGUCUCAACAAUCAGUCCCUCAGGAGAGCCAACAAAUUCAAAAUCAGGUGGAGAUGAAUUUGCUGAACCAGAAUAUAGUGGUAGGACAAUGGGUUGUGCCAAACUAUCCAGCGAAUCAGAACAUUCAGCACGUGAUUCAACCAGUUCCAGUACAAUAUGUAAAACCGAUUCAAAGUGUUGCCCAGCCUAUUCAGCAAGUUCCAUCCCAAUUAUCACAGGAGCAUCAAGACAUCCAGAUGGAUCAGCUCCAGCAGCACUUGCAAUUGAGACUGCCCGAUCACCAUAAAACCGAGACAGAUUCAGCGAUUGAUGUUGGCAGCAUCAGCAGACGUACAAGCUCGGAUUGUCAAAUGAUGUACGAGACAGAUACAACUAUUUCAAGUAGAGACAUCACACCUGAGCAUACGAUAAUGGAAUCCUCAGACUCAGUUUAUCACUCGUUGCCUCAAGCAAUUGUCCAGAAUCAUUACAAGCUUAGCCAACAAAAUUCAUUGGAUAAACCAGCGGAAAUAUCGAGCCCUGGUCCACAGACUAUUGCUGAUCUCCAGCAAAAACUAUCACAACUGACUAGUCAACCCUCAGAAUCACUUAACGUUGGCACUCCACCCAUGAGUCAUCCAGUAACACCCCAUGGGCCUCCUGGAACUACAUUAUGCGAUACGUAUCCCCAAUUGAUCCAGAAUAAAAUAAUUCCCAAUGUCACAGCUAUUCCAUCACAAGUUCAACCACUGAGUCCAUUAUCACCUCAAGCAACUGUUCACUCUGGACAAAUUCAUGUGGAGCCAACUGCUGUCACAGGUACUCCCAAUAUUUCCAGCAUGACUUGGAAUGAAGAUCAAGGUUCUCAGGCAAUUAUGAAUACCCCUGACGCAGCUUCUACAGACAGUCCAAUUCCAUCAGGAGAUACUGUCUCCAGUCCCAGUAAAGAAAAUGUAAAAAAUAUCCGAGCUCCAAGACCUGGAUCGAGGCUACAAGAAUUGGAGCAAGAGCUUGCCAAGAUUCAUCAUAAAUGUACAGGGCUUCCUACAUCUUCUCCACAGCCAUUGACCCCUCCAAUGGCUGGUGUACAAGGAAUUCCUUCUCUAAAUGCUCAGUUACCCUCGCAAUCAUCAGCCCAACCGCUUUUCACUUCAGUCGUUCCAGUAUCUGCAAUUCCAGUGGGCACCGUUGCACCGUGCAUUGUCUCCAGUAAUUCUGGAUCCAACACGCCCGUUCACCUGGAGUUACACGGAGAAACAGCAGGGCAGAAUCAGCCUGUGAGAAAAGUUUCAAGAUUCAUGGUAUCUAAAGUGUCUGGACCACCGUCUGGAGAAGGAUUAGUGGGAAUUCAAGGGCAAAUAGUUGAUAUUCAGAAGCAAUCGAUGAUGCAGGAUAUGGGACAUCAUUACGUUGAUGAUUUCCAGCAGCAACCACCGGCAGUAGUCCUGCAAAGCCGAGAGGGUUCUAUGCCCCCAGGAUCAUCGAUUCAACUGGGAUUAUCUAUUGAAUUGGAAAAGGAAGAGAGAAAACAGUUGACUCCGAGUGAUGAAUAUCAAUUGUUGAUUAAAAGACAGACCUUGGAGCUUGAGUGUUUGCAGAGGAGACACAGAGAGGAGCUUGAACGUUUCCAACAACAUCAGCUUCAGUUGUUGAUUCAGCAACAGCAGCAGGCAAGUGCCAUUGCCCACCAUCAGCAUCAUCCUCUUUUAUAUCACACUGUUGCUACCACUGUCCCAUCGAGACCUCAUGGUGUCGAAGAUUAUGUGAUGUUUAGCACAGCUCCACAAGCCUCGUUCCGCCGAAUCUCUGGUUAUGUUCCAGAUACUGAAGAAACUCUUCGAUUAGCAACCCAGAAACUCAAGCAAGCCAGUCAACCCGCCUCUGGAAUAUCUCAUGCUUAUGUUAUUCCUAUUCCUGUUAUGUCUGAGAGCUCUCACAAAUCUUUUGCUAUUCAGGAGAGUGAGUGCAUUGGAAGCACUAAUGGAUCGACGAUCAGUCAUCCUGGGUACCAGUUCACUUCUAUAUUACCUGAUGCAACCAAUAUGACGUCGGGAAUUGGAUCGAUUAUUCAGGCAACACCUGUAUCGAAUUCUGCAGGAUCUUCAGGAGUUGGUGGUGCUGCUGGUGGUACUGGUUACGUACAUUAUCACGAUUCACAUUCUGCUAAUUUUCAGACUUUCAGUUAUACUCCCCAUGGGGGAUUUUUCCUGCCUCCUGGGUACAGACUAGUUUACGCACCUCCUGAGACUUCGCAAUCGCAAUCCCAACCGGAGACUCCGGCUACGCCGCAUCAUAGUGGUUCCCAUAAUGGGACACCACCUGGGGAGCCUCAGGGACAUGAGAAUUUACAGGGAAAUAACAGUGAGCAGUGAAAAUAUUGGGGAUAAUGAGGUUCAAUGGAGAAUCGGAAAUUUUCAAUUUCAAUAUUCAAGAGUUGAUCAAAAAAUAAUAUGGCACGUAUUCUUAUUCGCUUCAAAGAUAUUUGAAUUAACUGAUUCUGAAGAGAAUGAAUGUCAUGCCCCGAAAUUUCUAUAUUUUAAUGCACAUUUUAUCUCGGAAAUAAUUGAUUUAAAGAAAGCAUGUCAAGAAUUGUUUGUUUUUUUUUUAGCCACUUAAAUUCUUCCACAGAGAAUGUCAUUCGCCAUGAUCUCGGAAUGUUUUAUGGAAAUACACUCACGGAGAAUAGUAAAUCCCUACCAAAAAUUGCUGUUUUAUAUUUUUAGGAAUUCUGAAAUAUUAAAAAAUGCGAAAAUUUUUAUUCGCAAUUCGAACGUCGAUCGAUAAUAAAUUGAAAAUUUUCCAAUGUUCUUUCACUCCUAAUUGAUCAUUGUUGCUGAGAGCAGUUCUUCUCAAAUGUGCCACUGUUUAAAAAGAAAGAGACGAGAAAAAAAAACAAUUAGAAAAUCGGAUCGCUGAGUAGAAAUUAAUGGAUUGAAUAAAUUCAUUGAAAGGACGAAUUGCACAGAGAAUUAAUGAAGUAGAGAGAGAAACAUAGAUUUUAAUUAUAUAAAAGAAUUAGCUCGAAACGUUCGCACGUGAUAUAUAUAUUUGUAAUUGAAUUGUGUGGAAUGAUUAAGUGUUGGCUUUAAUGUCAGAAAAGAGAAUCGAAUGACGAGAAUUUUCCAAUUGUAAACGAUUAAUGAGUGAAUUUGUCUGCUUUUUUUUUCUUUCGGUAAAACUGAUAAAUUAGUUUUUUUUUUUUCGUUUUCAAUUGAAAGAAGGUAUGAUUCAUGAUUUGUGCAGGCCUCAACUAGUCCUUACGAUCGAAAUGGCUUAUGAACAAUUCGCCAUUAUCCUCGGAGAAAAAAAAAAAAUGUAAGUGUAAAAGUGUUUUUAAAUAAUGAGAUAAUGAGUGCUUGAUAGAUUUCGUUUAUCUUGAGAGCUAAUUAAAGAUGUACGAAUGACCAUAAUGUUUUUUUUUAUGAGUGCGAGAUGAAUGAAUGUAUGAGGACGAUUAAAUAUAGUCACUGUUAUGCUUUAAUGUAUUUUCUAGCAAUUUUAAAAAUUACUUCAAUUAAAGAAAACCAAUAAGAUGUGUUACUAGUUAGA
Fopius arisanus is the source of this 11070-nucleotide messenger RNA. It is a transcript of the gene Wnk, whose product is annotated as Wnk kinase. Gene Ontology annotation, molecular function: potassium channel inhibitor activity; protein serine/threonine kinase activity; ATP binding. Bases 579 to 9893 code for a protein of 3104 amino acids. The record is from RefSeq and is a predicted model, not a curated record. NCBI's taxonomy places the organism in Eukaryota, Metazoa, Arthropoda, Insecta, Hymenoptera, Braconidae. Gene Ontology annotation, cellular component: cytoplasm. Gene Ontology annotation, biological process: protein phosphorylation; positive regulation of potassium ion import across plasma membrane; monoatomic ion homeostasis. The transcript is spliced from 8 exons.